Ciona intestinalis (vase tunicate) is the source of this 2253-nucleotide messenger RNA. The record is from RefSeq. NCBI's taxonomy places the organism in Eukaryota, Metazoa, Chordata, Ascidiacea, Phlebobranchia, Cionidae.
UAUGAUGAUUAAUAAAGAAAUGAAUUAAACUAUUAAGAAUUUAUUAGACAUUGAUUUUUGCGAUUCAAAAAUGGAAUCUUUGAACAAAUCUGGCGACACAAAAAAAGAACUGGACAAACUAAUCACUAAAAUAACUUUGGAAUUUCACGACAUAAAGUUUAGUGUGUACCGAACAUCAUUAAAACUUGGUCGGAUUCAAGACGCGUUUCAUUUAAGAGGUAUCACCACUACUACGCUGUAUUCUAAGGUGAAGAAACUGAUUUUAAAUAAAACAAACACUAGUAUUGACAAUGUAACAACAGAAGGGAUGAAUUAUGAGGAGUUGGAGGGGUUGGUGAGGUCACUUUACCACGAUUCCUUAUCAAAGGUGUCGAAGAAACUAUGCGAAUGUUUGUGUACGUUGGUAUUCCAAACGUUUCAAGAUUUCACAGAGAAUCGGGUUUCCGUGAUCGCUGUUGUGCUUUUCUUUAUUAUACUAGGAGGGGAGGAACUGGUGAAAAAAUAUAAGUUGUUGUUCUCGUUGUAUUCUGGUUCACUGAGGAUGCUGACGAGAAGUCGAUGCGGUUUGAUGCUCGCACACUGCGUUCGUCUCACUGAUGUGGUUGGAGAAGAUAUUAACUUCGGGAAUAUUUCGUCCGCGAUCGCAAGUUGCUUCAGUGGCGUUCUUGGAGCUUCGAUAUCGGAGCAACAGCUCCUCCAGUGGCUGUUUAAAGAGCCGCAGUCGCUGGUGUGGUUACCAACAAUGCACCGGUUAAAUUUAGCGAAAUCUUCCGUUCAUGAAGUCCAGUGCGCCGAGUGUAAGAUCCGCCCAAUUAUCGGCCUCCGUUUCCAGUGUUUAAAAUGCCUCGAUUACGACACUUGUCACCAUUGUUUCUUAACACAGAGUAACUCGUCGCGUUCGCAUAAACUUAACCAUCCGCGACAGGAGUAUUGCACACCGGCUGGGGGUCGCGAAAAGGUCAACGCUUUCGCAAGGACAAUCCGGAACAUUGUGACAAAACGUUAUAAACAAAAACCAUUGUCUUCGAGCUUUUUACCAAUCGACCAAUCACCAUCGAGCGAUAAUGUUGUCAUGGAAACAAGAGACAAGUUGAACGAAUCUUCGGACUUUGUUGAAAUUAACCACUUGGCGGCAGCAGAGAGAGAGGAAUUGGAAAAACUUGUCUCGAAGCUGAAAGAAGAGAACGAUAAAAUGUCUGGCACGGUUCAGUUGUUGGAGUCAACCAAGCAUGACGUGCCGUCCAAUGAGAUUGAAGAUCGGUUGAUUCUGCAAAGUCAUCUCGAUACUGUGACUCAGCAAAAUAAGAGCCUUCAGUCAGAGUUGGAUAAUUUGAAAUGCGUCGUUUUCGCCGAUGAUUUCAUGACGACAGGGAAAUCACAAUCGCAUCAUGAAUUAUCGGCCAAUCAGAGCGAAGUAUCGGAGUCAUGUGAUGAGAGAUCGACCAAUAAGAAAACAGCGAAGAAACGAAAAAAGCGAGCACCUCGCCCAACACCGGAGGGUGAUAAAGACAAUGAGUUUGUUGUUGACGAAAAUAUGGCGGGUGGUUUGGAGGCUCACUUGCACCACCUAGUGGAUAGGUUGGGGAGGAAUGACGAGGAUGGGGAGAUGGAAGAUGUGGUGAAUGCGAUGGUUGAUGCCGGGGAAAUGUUUAUUCGAUUGUUGGAUGUUAUUCUUGUUAAUUGAGGGAUAUUAUGUUUGAUUUUGGGGAGAAAACAUUAAGAGGAAUUAAUUACAAAAAAUCUUUUAAAUAUUUAUUGGUUGAAACAUAUUAUAUAUAAAAGUAUUUUUGAUCAAUUUAUGUCUUGGAAUACCAUGGUGAGGAUCAAAUAAUUAAAACAACAAAGAGAAGGGGAUUAGCGACAAAACGACAGGAAAAGUGGAGAAUAUAAUUAUCAGAAAACUGUCACAUAAAACCAAGUGACAUAUGCUUACCCAUGAGUUUAAGUCACUGAACUUUUCCAUCCUUCUGGUUUUCUAUGAAAUAAAGUUUAAUGUUGCUAAUAUUGAAAAUUUAUUUUAUUAUUUUCCAAUUAGUGUUGCACUCAUUAGCUGCAUAACAUUGUGUCAUAAUAUUGUUAUUUUGCACUUUAUUGUUAUCUCAUAUUUUAUUAUUGUGAUGUCAUAUAGUAUCAUUGUGAUGUCAUAUAGUAUCAUUGUUAUUUUUAGCAUCUUUUUCACAUCAAUAAUUUUUAGAAGUUUCACGUUCAAUUACACCCACUGUAGUAAUGGUAGCUGUUUAUUAUAAAUAUAUU